CUACCAUGUUCAAACUAGCGAUUGUGUUGGCAUUGGCGUGCUUCGCUCAUGGCCUACCUACUCAGGAAUCUGAGCCGCGAAACGUCGCAAUAAUAACACGAGCACAAUGGGGUGCAAGAGCGCCAAACAGCCGGACCACUCUUGCCACACCUGUGCCGGAAGUUAUCAUCCACCACACCGUUACCGGAGCUUGUACUACACAGGACUCUUGCGCAAGUCAAAUGAGGAGUAUGCAAAAUCAACACAUGAAUAGUAACGGUUGGGCAGAUAUUGGUUACAAUUUCUGUGUAGGCGGCAAUGGUCAGGUAUUUGAAGGACGAGGUUGGACUACACAAGGAGCACAUGCUCCCGCCGUUAACAACAGGAGCAUCGGAAUUUGUUUGAUUGGAACCUUCACUUCUGUUAACCCACCUGCUGCACAACUGAGCGCCACUCAAAACCUUAUAAGCAUGGGAAUGUCAAACGGUCGUAUCCAACGUGCUCACUGGCUACGUGGACACAGACAGGUUACGGCCACAGCGUGCCCAGGGGACGCUCUGUUUAAUACCAUUCGCUCAUGGCCAAAUUUCCGAGCCUAAUUUCAAUGGAACUUACUUCAAACGAUUGGACCAUUGAUGUUUAACAACUGACGACA
Hyposmocoma kahamanoa is the source of this 634-nucleotide messenger RNA. Its product is annotated as peptidoglycan-recognition protein SC2-like. The record is from RefSeq and is a predicted model, not a curated record. The transcript has 5 exons. NCBI's taxonomy places the organism in Eukaryota, Metazoa, Arthropoda, Insecta, Lepidoptera, Cosmopterigidae. Gene Ontology annotation, biological process: innate immune response; peptidoglycan catabolic process. Gene Ontology annotation, molecular function: N-acetylmuramoyl-L-alanine amidase activity; zinc ion binding; peptidoglycan binding. Bases 6 to 578 code for a protein of 190 amino acids.